This is a messenger RNA of Puntigrus tetrazona (Sumatra barb), 3205 nucleotides long. RefSeq names its product dynamin-3-like. The record is from RefSeq and is a predicted model, not a curated record. Lineage: Eukaryota; Metazoa; Chordata; Actinopteri; Cypriniformes; Cyprinidae. Gene Ontology annotation, cellular component: microtubule; membrane; cytoplasm. Gene Ontology annotation, molecular function: GTP binding; microtubule binding; GTPase activity.
CAUCGUAAUUAGUGCGGCUGCGUUGCAGGGCGAUUAAUUUGUCAUUGGAGAGAAAGACUACAGGAUGAAAUAGCGUGACAUACAGAUGUGUCCGUUCCGACAAUAACACGACUCUGGUUUAUUUUAUAUUCCAGCAUCAGUAGCUGGAUCAGAGGGUCUGCGGCUCGAGGCGGAGCAGGUGCAGCAGGAUAACGCUGAUGCGCGUCUAGAUGCGCGCGCCUCCUCCUCUCUAUCUCUAGUCCAGACACUGCCGCAUCACCUCCAUCAGCUCCAUCAGCUCCAUCAUGGGGAACCGGGGCAUGGAGGAGCUGAUCCCGCUGGUCAACCGGCUGCAGGAUGCCUUCAGCUCCAUCGGGCAGAGCUGUAACCUGGACCUGCCGCAGAUCGCCGUGGUGGGUGGCCAGAGCGCCGGGAAGAGCUCGGUGCUGGAGAACUUCGUGGGCAAGGAUUUUCUUCCCCGUGGAUCCGGCAUCGUCACCCGCAGGCCCCUGGUUCUGCAGCUCAUCAGCGCAAACGCAGAGUGGGCCGAGUUCCUGCACUGCAAAGGGAAGAAAUUCACUGAUUUCGAUGAGGUCCGCCAGGAGAUCGAGGCUGAGACGGACCGCGUCACCGGGGCCAAUAAAGGCAUUUCUCCCAUCCCCAUCAACCUGAGGGUUUAUUCCCCACACGUUCUGAACCUGACCCUCAUUGACCUUCCGGGCAUCACUAAAGUGCCGGUGGGCGAUCAGCCGGUCGACAUCGAGCAUCAGAUCCGAGACAUGAUCAUGCAGUUCAUCUGCCGCGAGAGCUGCCUGAUCCUGGCCGUGACUCCGGCUAACACUGACCUGGCCAACUCGGACGCGCUCAAACUGGCCAAAGGCGUGGACCCUCAGGGCCAGAGGACCAUCGGUGUGAUCACUAAACUAGACCUGAUGGAUGAAGGAACAGACGCUCGAGACGUGCUGGAGAACAAGCUCCUGCCUCUGCGCCGCGGAUACAUCGGAGUGGUCAACCGCAGUCAGAAGGACAUCGAUGGGAAGAAGGACAUCAAAGCGGCUCUAGCAGCAGAGAGGAAGUUCUUCCUGAGUCACCCGUCCUACAGACACAUAGCAGACGGCAUGGGCACCCCACACCUGCAGAAGGUCCUCAAUCAGCAACUGACCAACCACAUCCGGGACACUCUGCCUGCCUUCCGCAGUAAACUACAGUCACAGCUGCUUUCACUGGACCGAGAGGCUGAGGAGUACCGGCACUACCGGCCCGAUGACCCGUCACGCAAGACCAAAGCCUUGCUGCAAAUGGUGCAGCAGUUCUCGGUGGACUUCGAGAAGCGUAUCGAAGGCUCUGGGGAUCAGGUGGACACCGUGGAGCUGUCUGGAGGAGCCAAGAUCAACCGCAUCUUCCACGAGCGCUUCCCCUUCGAGCUGGUCAAGAUGGAGUGCGACGAGAAGGAAAUGCCGGAAAUCAGCUACGCCAUCAAGAACAUCCACGGCAUCAGGACGGGUCUGUUCACUCCAGACAUGGCCUUCGAGGCGAUCGUGAAGAAGCAGGUGGUGAAGAUCAAGGAGCCGUGUAUUAAGUGUAUUGAUCUGGUGGUUCAGGAGCUGAUCAACACGGUCCGUCAGUGCUCUAAUAAGCUGGAUUCGUUCCCUCGUCUGCAGGAAGAGACAGAGCGGAUCGUCACGUCUCAUAUCCGCGACCGAGAGAGCAAAGCCAAAGAGCAGGUCCUGCUGCUCAUCGACGUUCAGCUCGCCUACAUUAACACCAACCACGAGGACUUCAUCGGCUUCGCCAAUGCUCAGCAGCGCAGCAGUCAGGCGAGUAAGAAGAGUUCGGCGGGGAAUCAGGAGCUCCAGGUGAUCCGCAAGGGCUGGCUGACCAUUAACAACAUCAGCAUCAUGAAGGGAGGAGCGAAGGAGUACUGGUUCGUGCUGACCGCCGAGAGUCUUUCCUGGUUCAAGGAUGGCGAGGAGAAAGAGAAGAAGUACAUGCUGCCUCUGGACAAUCUGAAGGUCAGGGACGUGGAGAAGAGCUUCAUGUCCAGCAAGCACAUGUUUGCCAUCUUCAACACAGAGCAACGGAAUGUCUUCAAGGACAACCGUUUCUUGGAGCUGGCGUGUGACAGUCUGGAGGAGGUGGACAGCUGGAGAGCAUCUCUUCUGCGCGCAGUUUAUCCUGAGAAGGCUGCGGUGGAGAGUGAGAGUUCUGGCCCGUCUGAGAACUUCUCCAUGGACCCUCAGCUGGAGAGGAAGGUGGAGACCAUCCGGAACCUGGUGGACUCCUACAUGGCCAUCGUCAACAAGUGCAUCCGUGACCUCAUGCCCAAGAGCAUCAUGCAUCUUAUGAUCAAUAAUGUGAAGGACUUCGUGAACGCGGAGCUCCUGGCUCAGCUGUACUCGGCCGGGGAUCAGAACGCUCUGAUGGACGAGUCUCAGGAGCAGGUUCAGCGGCGUGAGGAGGUUCUGCGCACACACCACGCUCUGAAGGAGGCUCUGGCCAUCAUCGGAGACAUCUCCACCACCACCGUCUCCACCCCGCUGCCUCCGCCUGUUGAUAACUCCUGGCUGAGCGCGGCGGAGAGGUCUCCUCCUCCGAGUCCCACGGCUCCUCGCCGGAUGUCUGCGGGACAGAGACCUGCUGGUAGAGGAGCUCCUCCGCCUCCAUCCCGGCCCGGGCCCCUGGGGCCCCUGAACAACAGCGCUGACAGCCCACAGGUGCCCAGCCGGCCCAACCGAGCGCCUCCCAGCAUCCCCAGCCGGCGUCCUCCACCUUCCCCGACCCGGCAGGUUCCUCCGUGAGCGGCUCGAGCCGCCGAAGCCCUGCAUGUCCAGUGGUCUGGUCUGGUCUGGUCUGGUCUGGUCUGUGAUAGCAGUGCUUGUGUUGUCUGUCAGUGCCUGUGCUUCAGAACAUCUCCAACCCUUCGUGAUCUGCUCUGCUUCUCUCCUGAAGCUCCAGUCACGUUCUAGCCCUGCAUGUUCCUUCAUCUUAGGCUGUUGAUAUGCGUCUUCACAUACUCGUGUCAUAUUGGACCAUAGUGUGUGUGUGUGUGUGUGUGUGUGAGCGGUAUAUAUUAGUGUGUGUACGUCUGGAAGCGUGCGCGCGUGUGUGUGUGUGUGUUUGUGGCUAAAUUAAAAUAUAAAGGUGUAAAAUAGUUGUCUUUACAUUUAAAUUAUUAAUGUUUUUAUUUCAGUAAUGUUGUUUGUCAUUGAAAAGGCUCAGAGAGACC